This is a messenger RNA of Anguilla rostrata (American eel), 2614 nucleotides long. It is a transcript of the gene svopa, whose product is annotated as SV2 related protein a. The record is from RefSeq and is a predicted model, not a curated record. The transcript has 16 exons. Gene Ontology annotation, biological process: transmembrane transport. NCBI's taxonomy places the organism in Eukaryota, Metazoa, Chordata, Actinopteri, Anguilliformes, Anguillidae. Gene Ontology annotation, molecular function: transmembrane transporter activity. The coding region runs from base 305 to 2101 and encodes 598 amino acids. Gene Ontology annotation, cellular component: membrane.
ACAUUAGAGAUGAACUAAAUAAUAAUAGGACUAAAGCAACACAAUUACAUAUAGUUGGGAGUGUAAUUAGAAGUAGCUAGUUAGAUGAUGGCGUGCGUGAGCGUCCACGUUACCACUAGAUAGGCUUACCCUGCUUAACUUACCUAGCUGAAUGCACUAACUUCAUUUGAAUAACUGAUGUUUUGUGAAUAUUGUACCCCGCCCAUUUUUUUGGGUAGCUGUAACUCAGUGUGACUGGAUAUACAUGGUGUCAUAGGUCUGAAAACAUUGCCGUCAUGCAGCAUUGGUGAACUACAAAGUUACUAUGGUUACAGCACAUGUUCAAACGGAUAUCUUACACGCUGUUUAUGAUAACCUACUUUUGGGCAACUCAAGAACAAACGAUUUCAGGAAACUGCACCAUCGGAUUCAAGACCGAGGCCAAAUACCUAAUCACAAGUCACCGGACCUCCUUGUCAGGUCCAACUUUUGGAUUCUAACUCUGUUAAGGGUGGUCAAGUUCCGUCGCACGGGUGAGAGCACACGUUCCGAAGACGAUGGGGGGUGCAGGGAGCACGAGGUCCAGAUCGAGGGCGUCCGGACGGACAUGGAGUCCGUAGAGCUGGGCGAUGGCACCACCGUUCCCAGGGAGUUCGCCAACCCCACCGAUGACACCUUCAUGGUGGAGGACGCGGUGGAGGCCAUCGGCUUCGGGAAGUUCCAGUGGAAACUCUCCAUUCUCACCGGGCUGUCCUGGAUGGCUGACGCCAUGGAGAUGAUGAUCCUCAGCAUCCUGGCCCCUCAGCUGCACUGUGAAUGGAGGCUCCCCAGCUGGGAGGUUGCCCUGCUCACAUCGGUGGUCUUCAUCGGGAUGAUGAUCAGCUCCUCGCUCUGGGGGAACAUAUCGGACAAGUACGGCCGGAAAACGGGCCUGAAGCUGAGCGUGCUGUGGACCAUGUUCUAUGGCCUCCUCAGUGCAUUCGCCCCGGUGUACUCCUGGAUCCUCUUCCUCCGAGCCCUCGUGGGAUUCGGCAUCGGAGGAGCCCCACAGUCGGUGACGCUGUAUGCGGAGUUUCUCCCCAUGAGGUCCAGAGCCACAUGCAUUCUGCUGAUCGAGAUAUUCUGGGCGGUGGGCACCGUGUUCGAGGUCCUGCUUGCCAUCCUGGUGAUGCCAACCCUAGGCUGGCGCUGGCUGCUGGGACUCUCCACCAUCCCCCUCUUCAUCUUUGCCAUCCUGUGUUUUUGGCUGCCGGAGAGCGCCCGCUACGACGUGCUGACAGGAAACCAGGCGAAGGCGCUCGCCACGCUCAAGCGCAUCGCCGUGGAGAACGGCGUUCCCAUGCCGCUGGGGAAACUCAUCGCUGCCAAGCAGGAGGAGCGUGGGAAAAUCCAGGACCUUUUUUCUCCGCACUUUCGCUGGACCACAAUUCUGCUCUGGUUCAUCUGGUUCUCCAACGCCUUCUCCUACUACGGCCUGGUGCUGCUGACCACUGAGCUCUUCCAGGAGGGGGGAGCGUGCGGAGUGUCCAAGGGGAGGCAGAUGGACCCAAAGUGCAGCCUGGAGUGCAAGUACCUGACCUCCGACGACUACAAAGACCUGCUGUGGACCACCCUGUCUGAGUUCCCAGGCCUGCUGGUGACGCUGUGGGCGAUCGACCGGCUCGGGAGGAGGAAGACCAUGGCGCUCUGCUUCACCGUGUUCUCCCUGUGCCUGGUGCCACUCUACGCCUGCGUGGGGAGGACGACCCUCACGGUCCUGAUAUUCAUCGCCAGGGCCUUCAUCGCCGGAGGCUUCCAGGCCGCUUACGUGUACACCCCCGAGGUGUACCCGACGGCGAACAGAGCUCUGGGCCUGGGGACCAGCAGCGGCAUGGCCAGAGUCGGCGCGCUCAUCACCCCCUUCGUUGCACAGGUGAUGCUGGAGUCCUCCGUGUACCUGACCCUGUCGGUGUACUGCUGCUGCUGCCUCCUGGCGGCCAUCGCCUCCUGCGCGCUGCCCAUAGAGACCACCGGGCGGGGCCUGCAGGAGUCCAGCCACCGCGAGUGGGGCCAGGAGAUGGUCGGCAGGGCCGCCCACAGCCCCGGGGGCAUCCCGCACUCCAGCUCCGGAUCGCAGGACUGAGCGGUGGCGCCCCGCCUCCCCCCCCCGGGUCGGGCUGAGGCGGGACGGGGUGGGGUUCAGGGGGUACUGGAAACGAAUGGGACUGAGGUGUGUGAGUGUGGAAGGCGGAGAGGGAAAAGGACUGGGUGUUGAGGGAGGGGCUGGGGGGGGGGGGGGGAGAUAUUGGGGGUGGGUAUUAGGUGGAAAGGAGCCAGAGGCACACUUACCCCCCUCCUCAGUGUCCCAACAGGUGAAAUCCCACCCCCCCCUUCUGUACAUAGGCACUGGGGAGAUUUCACAAUCAUCGCCGACUAUUAUUGCUAAUCAUCACUUCGCCUACUGUAUUUGGUCAGAAACAACUCCGCUCCGGGUCACAUGCUCCCAAGUCUCUCGCCAUCUCUCCAGAAAGAAGUGCUGGGGGGGGGGCACCUGGGGGCAGAGGUGGGUAAGUGGGAGCGUCCAUUUUGGGCUGUGAGUCCCUCACGGCCCCUCUUAGGGACGCUCGAAAAAGCCCCCCGAAAGAGAGGGAGACAC